UAAGGCUGGUUUGGAUGACGACACGUAACAGCGACACAGGUUUGAUUCGUGAAGAAGAGAAAGUAAAGGCUCAAGGGGGUUUGUCAUCUUGUGUUCUCGUACGGACAUCUGUUGAGGAAGCAGGAAGCAUCAUUUUCCAGGUCCUGUGUCUGGAUGGAGAGAAGCUGACGAGACGUGUCUUCGCACUGGAGGAGGAACAGAUCAGUGAAGACCAGAUUUUGGUGUUACAGUCUUAGCUGUCAGGAAUGGCAGACAAAAGAUCAAAAGUGCCUCAGAAAAGAACUUUGAGUAAAAAAGAGCAAGAUGAUCUUAAGAAAAAGGAGGAAGAAAUGAAAGCAGCAGAAGUCUAUGAAGAGUUCUUGGCUGCUUUUGAUAACGGUAACCAGAGUUCUGUUAAAACCUUUGUUCGUGGAGGUGUUGUUAAUGCACCCAAAGAAUCAAAAGAAGAAAAUACUAAGAAAAACAGAUUAUACCGUCCUAUUUCCAAAUUUGGAGAUACGAAAAGUGGACAAAACAAUGCAGAACAGAACAGUUCUCCUACCACUCUACCAGCAGUUGAAAUAAAGAAAUCUGUUGUUAAAAAGAAGACAGAAGAGAAAAAAAAGAGCAAUUUAGAAAUAUUUAAAGAGGAACUAAGACAGAUGCAAGAAGAACGCAAUGAGAGACAUAAACUUAAAAGAAUACAAAAUGACAAUCGAGCCAAACCCAGUAGGUUUGAACCGGCACCUGCAGAACCAGAACAGCAGGUUGGCAGGCGUACAUUGAUCGAAGAAACGCCAGGAUCUCAUGAUUCAGGUGACCCACACACAACAAAUAUUUACAUUGGAAAUAUCAAUGCUAAGAUGGAUGAAGAAAUGUUAUGCAAGGAGUUUGGCAAGUUUGGUCCUUUGGCAAGUGUGAAAAUUAUGUGGCCAAGAACCGAAGAGGAGAAAGCCAGAGACAAGAACUGUGGCUUUGUUGCAUUUAUGAGUAGGAGAGAUGCAGACAGAGCUCUUAAAACUUUGAAUGGAAAAGUGAUAAUGGGUUUUGAAAUGAAACUGGGCUGGGGAAAACCAGUUCCCAUCCCCCCACAUCCUAUAUACAUCCCCCCAGGAAUGAUGGAGCACACAGUGCCACCUCCCCCAUCAGGUUUACCGUUUAAUGCCCAGCCUAAAGAAAGGCUGAAGAACCCAGAAGUGCCUGUGCCUCCAAUUAAUUCUAAGGAGGAAUUUGACCAGAUUCUGUCCGAAGCCGUAGUCAAAGUGGUUAUCCCAACAGAAAGAAAUCUCUUGUGCUUGAUACAUCGAAUGGUUGAAUUUGUGGUGCACGAAGGGCCCAUGUUCGAAGCAAUAAUUAUGAACAGAGAAUUAAACAAUCCAAUGUUCAGGUUUUUAUUUGAAAAUAAAAGUCCAGCCCAUGUGUACUACAGAUGGAAGCUCUUCUCCAUUCUUCAGGGUGAUGCUCCAAACAAGUGGAGGACUGAAGACUUCUUAAUGUUUAAAAAUGGUUCAAUGUGGCGUCCUCCACCUUUAAAUCCAUAUAUGAUAGGUGUGCAAGAGGAAAAGAAAACAGAGUCACCACCACCACCACCUACUCCACCUCCUCCAGUACAAACUUUAAAAAAGGGUCAACUUAAAGAAGAAAACCGAGACAAACUUGAAAAUAUAUUAAGAGGCUUGGUACCUAGGAGGGUUGAUAUAGGUGAUGCCAUGGUAUUCUGUUUAGAAAAUGCAGAGGCGGCAGGGGAGGUAGUAGAAUGCAUAGCUGAAUCGCUUUCCAUUUUACAAACUCCAUUACAGAAAAAGAUUGCUCGUUUGUACUUGGUUUCUGAUAUUUUGUACAACUGUUGUGCCAAAGUAGCUAAUGCAUCAUAUUACAGAAAGUAUUUUGAAGUCAAGCUGCCUCAAAUAUUUGAAGAUUUGCAUGUAGCACACAAACACAUUCAGGCACGACUACAAGCUGAACAGUUCAAGCAAAAAGUGAUGUCUUGUUUCAGAGCAUGGGAAGACUGGGCCAUCUAUCCGGAACUUUAUCUCAUCCGUUUACAGAACAUAUUCUUGGGCCUUAUUAAGAUUGGCGAAGAUGGAGUAGAUAGACCUGCAACCCCAGAACAUGUAGAUGGCGUUCCAAUUGAUGUUGAUGGUACUCCGUUGGAUGAUGUAGAUGGCGUGCCAAUUGAUGACGUUCCUCUUGAUGGAAUUCCUCUGGAUGGAGUUCCUUUCGAUGGAAUUCCUCUGGAUGGAGUUCCUUUCGAUGGAGUCCCCCUUGAUGGAAUCCCCUUGGAUGAAGGCCCAGUUGAUUAUUUGGAUGGAAUUCCUAUGAAGCUGGAGGAGGAUGAUAUAGAUGGCAUUCCAUUAAAAGUUAUGAAAUUUCAAGAUGAACUGGAAUCUGGUAAAAAGCCCAGGAAACCAGGCAUGACUUUACAGCAGCAAGUAGAAUACUAUCGUAAUAAACUGCUACAGAGGGAUCAUGAAAAGGAUGAACAAGAUAAGAAAGAAAAUCAUCUCAGAAAACAAAAGAGAAAGGUAAAAGGAAGAAAAAAAAGAAAAGGAUCGCUCAGAGGAAAAAGUAAAAACAAAAAUAAGGACAUUGUCCGUGAUAGGGAGAAAAAAAGCAGAGAGAGAGAACGUGACAGAGAGAGAGAAAAGAGCAAAGAUAGAACUCGAACAAAAGACCGACUAAGAGAAGACGACGAUGAUGAUUAUGAAGAGGAUGAAGAGGAAGUGGAUUUUUCUCCAGCCAGGAGGCGACGGUCUAGCAGUCUCCAAGUCCUUCAAGGAGGAGCAGCAGACAUAGAAGGUCAAAUUCACCAAUCUCAGAAAGAUUACUAUACAAAGGCAGUACAGAAUCUCGAUCACCUUCCCCCCUCCUGUAUAAAGAUUCCCCACGAAGUGGAGGCAAACGGUCCAGAAGGUCUCGGUCAAGAUCAGUCAAAAGAUCAAAACGUUCAGAGUCACUAUCUCCCAGAAGAUCAAAGAAAUCAAGAUCCGGGUCACGGUCUCCUCAUCGAUCCCAUAAGAAGUCAAAGAAGAGCAAACGUUAAUGUACAACAGUGCAGUUUUGAUGCUUCUGUUUUUAUGUACAUACAGAAUUUCAACCCUGUUUCCAUUUUGUUUUAGAGAUGGGAAAUUAUGUGUAUGCUUUCUGUAUAUUUAAGCAUUAUUGACUAUAUAGGAGGAUUUUCAAAUUAGUACUGACUCACAACUUUUGAUUAAUUUUGUAUGUUUGACUGUUCUUUGAAAGCCAUUUUAAACUAUUCAUUCAAGUUUUAAUUCCCAGUGGUACCUGUAUAGUGCACAAUUUCACUGUCAAGAAAGGACCAGCAACUCCAUUUUUUGUGAUUAUCAAAAUGUUGACAGAAAGUCAGUUUAAUAAAAAAAAAAAAAAAAAUGUCAGCAACUUGCAUAAA
Protopterus annectens (West African lungfish) is the source of this 3388-nucleotide messenger RNA. Its product is annotated as U2 snRNP-associated SURP motif-containing protein-like. Gene Ontology annotation, biological process: RNA processing. Lineage: Eukaryota; Metazoa; Chordata; Ceratodontiformes; Protopteridae. The transcript has 23 exons. Gene Ontology annotation, cellular component: nucleus. Gene Ontology annotation, molecular function: RNA binding. The coding region runs from base 246 to 3098 and encodes 950 amino acids. The record is from RefSeq and is a predicted model, not a curated record.